Molecule: messenger RNA, 2040 nt
Organism: Closterium sp. Naga37s-1
Lineage: Eukaryota; Viridiplantae; Streptophyta; Zygnematophyceae; Desmidiales; Closteriaceae
Source: the annotation of a GenBank genome assembly
AUGCGGUCCUACGCCGCUCUCUGGUUCUCGCCCUUCCUCUGCUACCCUUCUCGGGCCAUACGCUCAUGCCUGUGCGACCCUCCUCCCCUCCCCUCCCCUUCCCCUCCCUCACCUUCCCUCCCCUCCUCUUCCCUGCCCUCCUUCGUCUUCCCCGUCUUCCCCGUCUUCCCCUCUUCUCCCCCGUUCCUCUUCUCCCCCGUUCCUCUUCUCCCCCUUCCUCCCACUUCCCCCAGUGCCCGUGCUGCUGCAGCUGCAGAACAUGCUCGAGCUCGUGCAGUACAAGUGGGCGGGCUGUUGAGACUGCCCGUGCCUCUGCAGCUGCAGAACACGCUCGAGCUCGUGCAAUACAACUGGGCGGGCGGGCUUUCGAGACGUCUAAAACGUUCCCUCUAUUCCCUCCCCUUCCUCCCACUUCCCCCAGUGCCCGUGCUGUUGCAGCUGCAGAACACGCUCGAGCUCGUGCAAUACAACUGGGCGGGCGCGGGGGACUGCGCGCUCGCCGCGGAACUCGGGGAGGCGGAAACCAGGGGAGAAGCGCGGGGAGAACCGGGGGUAGAGGCCGCGGCAGCAGCGGCGGCGGUGGGUGGGGCGGCGGAGCUGUUGUUCCCCCUGCGGGGGAAGGCUGCGGGGGGAGUGGGGCGCGCGGGGUGGGCGGGGGUGGCGUGUGACUCUCAGGGGAACCCCGUCCGCAUGGAGUUCCCCCGACAGGGCCUCACAGGCCAUCUGCCUCUUGACGUCUCCAGGCUCACCUCGCUCACCAAGAUGCUCACCUCGCUCACCAACAUUGACCUGCAGCGAAACCUCAUUAUAGAGCGACUCGACGUCUUCAUCAAGCCUCUCGAAGGACUAACCAACUUACAGCACUUGGACCUCUCGUCCAAUUUCCUCUUUGGCAGCAUCCAGCCGUCCAUCACCGCCGCCUUUCCACGCCUCACAGCACUACUGCUAUCAAGCAACCGCCUCACGGGCCGAGUUCCAUCACGCCUCCCGCCUCUCCUCUCCACCCUCUCCCUCUCCUCCAACUACCUCUCGGGCUCCCUCCCCCGCACCUCCCUCCUCUGCUCCCCCGCCUCCUUCUCCCUCAACUGCUUCUCCAAACAAGACCUUUAUUCCUGCUUCGUCUCCCGAACCAGCCAGCCAGGCUCGGCCGGGCCUCGCUUAGGCUCCGCUGUGCCGGACCUGGCGUCUCUUGUGGAGCAGCAGCGGCCGGAGCAGCAGUGCGGGGAGGCGCUGUGCGGGGGAAUAAGCGAAGGGGAGUAUUGUGAGGGGAAGGGAGUGUGCCGCCCAAUGAUCCUCAGUCCGGCACUCAAGUAUGGCGAUGUGCUGCCGUGGAUGUGUGCAUGCCACGACGGGGAAGUGGGUCGAUGCGGGAUGCUCAAGAUGCUAUUCGAGCUCUCAACGGCAAGCAAGGCUGGCGUGUUGAGCUUUCACGUGCCUCUGGCGGAGGAGGAGGUGGUCCAGUUCCUGUGCGAAGGGGAGGUGACGACAUGCGCUGCUACGAGUGCGGCGAACCCGGUCAUUUCGCCCGCGAGUGUCGCAUGCGUCUCGGAGGAGGCGGAGGCGGAGGUGGAGCGCGCGGUCGCAGCCCUCCGCGCUAUCGCCGAAGCCCGGAUUACGGUCGCGAGAGGGAUGAUUCCCCUCGGCGCAGGAGCCCCUCUCCCCGCCGCCGGAGCCCGUCCCCCGGUCGUCGCCGGAGCCCCUCCCCCGCCCGCCGCCGGAGCCCUUCCCCGGACAGGCGCCGCGGAAGCCGAUCUCCCCCGCGCGUCCGCAGCCCGGCUCCCGGGUCCCCGCGUCGUGACGAGUGAGUGCUCGCGUGCUUCAUCCGCCCCGUUUUACCCUCUAUUGCGGCCACCAUUACGCCCCCCCCGUUCUCCUUUUGCCGCCUUCCCUCCUGUCUUCCUCUCUUUUCUCUUCCCUAUUCUCCCUUUCUUCCCCAAAUCCUUCCUGUUUCUCGCCGUCAACCCUCCUGCGCAAACCUCUCUUCCCUCACCCUCCCACUCCCCCUCGUGCUCUCCAUAUGUACCUGCCACCUGGAUCUGA